GUCUCAUUCUCCCCCAACCUCUUUCCUUCACUUUCUCCCCCCAAAUUUGGAUCGAACGAAUUCGUUAAAUAUAAUCUCUUAAAACACGCGGCGAACGGGAUCGGCGAGGGAGAUUGAAACGAAACGUUUGGAUCCCACUUCUCGGGGGAUAAUCGUGUUUUUUUUUGGCACUGAUUUGGUUUGGGGUUAGGGUUUCGGAUCUGGUCCGUUUCGCCCCAAAUCCGUCGUCCAUGAACGACCAGACGAUGAUGAUGCGGCCUCUGAUGCCGGCGCCGCCGCUGCCGUAUCAGGUGUGGGCGGCGGCGCUGGCGCAGCAGCAGCAGCCGCCGGUGGGGUUCGCCGCCGGCGGGAAGCCGGCGAGGCCGGCGAGGAAGCGGCAGCACCAGGGGUGGAAGCGCAAGGCGGCGCCGGCGGGAGCUGCGAGGUGGGGCGGGUCGGCGGCGCCGCGCAACACGACGUCGUACCUGAUCAGGGCGAAGCGGGCGGGCGGCGUGGCCUCGCUGGUGUCGCCGUGCCCCGUGACGCCGGCGGUGCUUCCGACGCCGCGGCUGUCGCCGGCGAGGGAGGUGCUGGUGGAGAUGGCCAAGGAGGCGUGGGGCGUCGACGGGUACGGGUCCAUGAAGGGCCUCAUCCGCCUCCGCUCCCAGGCCGCGGCCGACGCCGGCGCCGAGGGCGAGGGCGUGGACUCCGGCUCCGGCGAGAGCGACGUGGAGGAGCACGUCGAGGUGGAGCGCCGCCUCGACCACGACCUCAGCCGCUUCGAGAUGGUGCAGCUCCCGGCCGCGGCCACCUCCGACGACGAAGACGACGAGGACGCUGACGAGGAGGCCCGCGCGGCGAGGCUGGAGGAGGAGAACCUGACCCUGCGCGCGCGGCUCUUCCUGAUGGAGCGCGACAUGGCCGACAUCCGCCGCCGGCUCCUCGCCGUCGAGGCGCUCUGCCGCGACCGCCACCGCGACGGCUGCGUCGUGGACGCCGCCGUGCCCUCCGAGAGCCCGGCCGCCGUGAGCGGCGACGAGGCCGGCGCGGUGGACGCCAUGAUACUGUGAAGAUGGAGGAGGCAUCGCCGCCCAUGGCGCGCCGGCCGAACUGUACAUAGGUUACCGUUUCUUCUUCCCUGUGCAGGUGUCGAUGUGAAGAGUAGGACGGGCGAGGCAGGAGGACAGUUUUAGCCUAGAAUUACUCUUCGUUGAUUUCCCCUCAAAUCUCCCAGUAGUUUGAUCUCUCUUCUAGCGCCUAGUCAGAUUUCCGUUUCGUGUUCAUGUAGCAGUAGAAAUCAAAUCAACAAACCAAUGUGAUGGCACACGAAGAACACACGACGACGUGGGCGUUCCCCGCAAUGCCCCCUGUAGAUCUCUAUCAACUAGUCUUCUCUCUAUAGUAGCGUUUACCAGACUUCAGCACUGCUAAUCUGAUAAUCAAUCUCCAGCCAUAUUACUGUAUAUUUGUUACUCUUUUGCGACUUCAGAAUGCUACUCCCAUUUCGUCAUUA
Messenger RNA from Brachypodium distachyon (stiff brome), 1492 nucleotides. RefSeq lists its product as uncharacterized. NCBI's taxonomy places the organism in Eukaryota, Viridiplantae, Streptophyta, Magnoliopsida, Poales, Poaceae. The record is from RefSeq and is a predicted model, not a curated record. The transcript has a single exon. The coding region runs from base 231 to 1049 and encodes 272 amino acids.